AUGGGCGAUGUGGGCCAUGACGAGACAGCGCUGGCGGAGAUGUCGGCGCGCCAUGCGUCGCAGACAGAAGCCAUGCGGUCUGUGCUGUUUGACGACGGUCUGCCGCUGCGGCACAUGCGGAGCGUCGAUGAGACGCGGCACGUCAGUGUACCGGCCACCGACGAUCUCGCGCUGCUGAACGCGUUGAUCGAGUCAUCGGCCAGUGGGCGCGACGCGCUCGACGUCUGGGUCGACUCUAACAUGGGCGCAGCUGGCGUACUGGACACUGUUGGGACAGCAGAUCUGGAGGCGAGCACCUUCCGCGUGGCCAUGCCUGGAGGCAGCACUCUGUUGCGAGCGAGGGUGCGGUCGGCAUGUGCAACGCCUUCCACGGCCAUCGCGUCGAACAAGAGCGACACACCGUUCAAGCGGCUGGCAUUUAUCGGUGACACGGUGCUCACCCUUAUGGGUCGGAUGCAGCUGUUCUCACUCGAGGACAGCGCCAUGGAUGUGGGUCCGAUGGCGAGCGCCAUGCAGGACAUGGAGUCACGGGAAGCGUGUCAACAGUAUCUCAAGGCCACUGGCAUGGAUGAAGUUGUGCUUUCGGACUCUUACGAUAUACAAGCCGAGGCCAUCUUGUGUGCCAUCUACCUGCUGUAUGGCCUCGACGACACCGAGCGCAUCUGGCGUAUGUUCGUGUCGGCAGUGGCCUCGGUAGACGAUGCGGCGCCGAGCGGCUCAAGCACUUCAGCGCCGAGAUGUGGCAAGCAGGAGAGGCAGCAGACCGUGUCGACUCGUGCGAUGGAAUCCGUGGCGGCCUGGCAGGGAGCCGAGCUCGGAGUUCCAGACUCUGAUACGCGGACGAGGGCGGGCGCGAGCGCCGCGGGCGCAGCUGAUGAGGUUGUCGCGGGCGAUGUGGCGGCUGAUGACGACUUUGGUGAGUGA
Messenger RNA from Thecamonas trahens ATCC 50062, 924 nucleotides. RefSeq lists its product as uncharacterized. The coding region runs from base 1 to 924 and encodes 307 amino acids. The transcript has 4 exons. The record is from RefSeq and is a predicted model, not a curated record. Gene Ontology annotation, biological process: RNA processing. Lineage: Eukaryota; Apusomonadida; Apusomonadidae. Gene Ontology annotation, molecular function: ribonuclease III activity.